Molecule: messenger RNA, 2478 nt
Organism: Arthroderma uncinatum
Lineage: Eukaryota; Fungi; Ascomycota; Eurotiomycetes; Onygenales; Arthrodermataceae
Exons: 1
Coding region: 1-2478 (825 amino acids)
Biological process (GO): negative regulation of MAPK cascade; protein dephosphorylation
Cellular component (GO): cytoplasm; nucleus; cytosol
Molecular function (GO): protein tyrosine/threonine phosphatase activity; MAP kinase tyrosine/serine/threonine phosphatase activity
Source: RefSeq, a predicted model, not a curated record
AUGAUGCCUCACCCGACAUCAUCGUCCCUGGCAACUGCAGCAUCAGAGUCGAAACGGAGGUCUCGCUCUCUCUCUCGAUCGAGGCUGAGCUGGUCGACUCGUCGCUCCUCGCCGAACCCGCCGCCUUCGUCCUUCUUGCUGCCCGAACCGCUUCCUCACUCGAACCUCCAGGAUGCGUACAUGUCAGGCCUAGACUCGACACUGAGCAGCCAGGACAGGAAGGGCAGGUCGUUGAUGUCUGAGAAGAAUGGUACAUCUGCUACUACCACAGCAACAACGUCAACAUCAACAAUAUCAACAACAACAACAACGCGGUAUCCGACUCUCGCAUCGCCGCUGCCACUCUCAUUCCUACCUCGCGAAAGCAUAUCGGCCACAUCAGAGUCGACAGAUUCGUCUCCUACCACCACGAGCUCGACGUUCGACUCGCCCAUCGUCAUGGAGACCUCUCCAAGCUCGUCUCCCGAGUCGCCUACCUCCGUUACCCCGCUGGGUUCCCUGCGGACACAUGGAGGCGAUUUCCGCAAACCAGAGGGUAGAGUAGUCAACUCCCAGGCCCUGGAGCCGCUGCUCAAGCCACCACCACCGCAGCAUCAACAACAGCAACAGACACAGCCCGCAGGUGAAAAGGAAACCAGCCAGCCUGAGUCUUCUCCAUCCCGCAAGGCAAGGAAUCUGAAAAAUCUCUCGCUCAGACUACCACAGCCUGGUCAGGGUCGACAGCCGCCCCUCAACACUGCGCCAAUAGUCGAUAGCGCGAGGAAUCUCUCUGCACCUCCAUCGCCGAUGCCUCAACAUGCUACCACCACAGCCAGCAAGAGGAAACCACCGAAUCUCACCAUCCAGACUCCAGGAUUUAACCGACUGUCCUUUGCUUCAAAUGGCGUGCCCGCAACUCCUACCGUCAAGCCAUUCCUACGUCAUGCUGAAUCCUCUCCAUCUCUUAAUUCCAUUCUCUCGCCUACAUUCCCAGACCGGCCUCCGGUGACCUUCCAGCGAAGCAAUCCGGCAAAACGACCCCUCUCUGGUCCACGAGACGAGCCUCACCCGUCAAACCAGCACCUCUUCACACAGCACGAGUUGCUAGAGAGGCUAAAUGAAGAAGACGAUAACCCAGUAUCGCGUGAAUCGCGCAAGGGCGCAGAACGAGGAUACCCUAAUGGUCCCAUACUCAUCUACGACGCAGGACUAUAUCUCUAUCUCGAACCCAACCAGGAAGAAGCAUCACGCUUCGAUGUCGUUUUCAACGUGGCCAAGGAAGUGCGAAAUCCGUUCAAGGUAGCCGCGAGAGAGAGACAGGAUACAGUCAUGUCCGUCUGGAAAGCGAAUGUAGGUACUCUCAGACAAAACUCUGAGCCUUCCACUGCCACGUCCGACGCUACAUUCAUGUCUGCAUUCGAAUACCCUCCAUCUGCUACCGAGCAAGAGAGCGAGUCAGAGUCACCUUCCACGCCCAAGGCAGAGUCUCCCCGUCAGCCAGAGUACAUUCACGUUCCCUGGGACCACAACUCGGAAAUCCUCGACGAUCUAUACACCCUCUGCGAAAUGAUCGACGAUCGCCUGUCACAGGGAAAAUCAGUGCUCAUCCACUGCCAACUGGGUGUCAGUCGGUCUGCCUCGCUCGUCAUCGCAUACGGGUUGUAUAAGAACAGGCAAUUGGACUUUAACUCUGUCUACGGCUUGGUCAAGGGACGCAGUUGCUGGGUUGGCCCAAACAUGAGUCUCAUCUACCAGUUGACGGACUUUAGAGCCAAACUGCAGGAUAAGAGUAAUACGAGGAAGCAGCCGUUGCCGGAAUGGCUUAACAGUCCCGUUAUUCAGGAUAAGGCACCGCAAUUACCACUUCCACAGUCUUCAAACAAAUUCGGCAUCGACUCAUCCCCAGCCUACAAGAAGCCUACCAUCGACUCCUCGACAUCCAACUCGGGCUUGGGCUUCUUCACGCAUAACCCGUUCAGCCUCUCUCGUCUCACAGGCAACAACAACAACGGCAGCAAUAAUAACAAUGGCCCAUCUAGACGCAAUAAUGUCUCACCACGUCCUCUACCGUUACGCGAAAAAUAUCAAACCUUCCACUCUUAUCGCCGCUCCACAUCCCGUCAGGAUAGCAUGUUCACUUCCCGUUCAUUCUUCAAGCCUCCACAGCCAGUACAAGGUGAUGUCUGCAUGAACAUGGACGAUCAGGAUGGUAGUGACAUUGGACCUACCGCCGUGGCAGGCGAUACAUCAAUCUUCUCGCCUAAAACCACUAAUCCGUUCGCGUUGGUUUCGCCAUUUUCUCCUAGCGGUAUCUUAUCCCCAGCCCCUACCACAGCCGCGCCCACGACCGGCGGCCUCGGCCUAGGCGUCGAUGCAGUCCGCAAAUCCCUCGAUGCAAAUCAGCCACCGCCAAUCCGACCUACAUUGAUGUACGAUCCACGAUCACCACAGCAGCCAUCAGAACCAAUAAUAAUGCGGAACAUCGAUGAGUUUCUAUAA